CCGGAAGCGUUGCUCGCGAGGCGGAAGCGGAGGGAGCCGGCAGGUGCGGUGGGAGCCUGUUCUGUGCACGCCGGCGACCCUCUGUCUGGGGCCGGGCGUGGUUGCGGCUGUCAGGUCUGUCAGGAGGAGGAGGAGGACUUGCAGGGCCUCUGAACGGUGAGAUGCUGAUGCAGGGCCCAAACAGACCACAAUGGUCUACCUUCAGGGGCGUUACACACCGUGAUUCACAUCUGAUCGACGGAGGUGUUUGCUCAGUGUGCAACGUCUCAGACAGUAGUAUGUGACAGAGGAGGUUGUAGGCUGCGGGGAAAGAAGCCAUUAGCCCUGGUGUGUACUAUGCAUCCAUUCGGUCCACCUGCUCCUCAAUCUGAAAAUAUGGCCGCGUGUGUAUAGGAGGCAAAGAACAACCUGGGUCUCAUGCAUUCACCGGAAGGGAAAAAAAAUGUCUCAAAAGCAGAUGAAGGAAGCUUUUGUCAGUAACCUCAAUGGAACCAGCGUGCUGGAAGUGACCCAGGGCUUGUGCUUUCCUGCAUUCUGUAUCCUGUGCAGAGGCCUUUUGAUCAUUUUCUCAGAGCACUUGUGUUCUUUCUCACUCCACCGGAGCACACGAUUCUUCAUGGACUUUGUUGUUCUCAUAGUCCCCCUGGUGGUCACUCUGACUAUACUGUCUUCGUUUAUUCUCCUUGAGAGUCUCACUGUGAUUGCCUGCGGGGCAUGGCUGUUGUAUCAGAUCUAUCAGAGGAGAACUUGCUAUGCCAAAGUGCCUGUCCAGAAAGUCUUUGCAAACUUCUUGAAAAUCAGCCUAGAGUCAGAGUACAAUCCAGCCAUCACCUGUUACCGGGUCAUUAACAGUGUAUUCACUGCUAUUGCCAUUUUGGCUGUGGACUUCCCACUUUUCCCUAGAAGAUUUGCCAAAACGGAGCUUUAUGGGACAGGGGCCAUGGAUUACGGAGUAGGUGGUUUUAUUUUUGGGGCUGCAAUGGUUUGUCCAGAGCUUAGAAGGAAAUCUGUAGAAGGGUCCAGAUUUAAUUACCUUAGAAAAUCACUGUAUUCUGUUUGGCCGCUCGUCUUGUUAGGAAUGGGACGGUUAGUCGUUAUAAAAUCCAUAGGCUAUCAGGAACAUUUAACUGAGUAUGGAGUUCACUGGAAUUUUUUCUUUACCAUCGUAGUUGUGAAAUUAAUAACAUCCCUUCUUUUGAUUAUUUUUCCUUUAAAUAAGUCAUGGAUUAUGGCUGUCAGCAUUACUGUGUUGUACCAGCUAGCUCUUGACUUGACUCCACUCAAGAGGGUAAUUUUGUAUGGCACUGAUGGUAGUGGCACGAGAGCUGGGUUAUUUAAUGCCAACCGGGAAGGAAUCAUUUCCACUCUGGGGUACGUGACGAUCCACAUGGCUGGCGUGCAGACAGGGUUGUAUGUGCUUAAGAACAGAACACAUAUCAGAGACUGGAUAAAAGUUGCUUGUUGUAUUCUCUUAGUGGCUGUUAGCUUCUUCAUUUCCCUUUAUAUAGUUCAAGUAAAUAUAGAAGCCGUAUCUCGAAGAAUGGCCAAUUUAGCCUUUUGUAUGUGGGUGGUUGCUUCUAGCCUGCUGCUUCUUAGCUGUCUGUUACUGAGUGAUAUAAUUUUGAGUUUUGCCAAAUUUCUAAUUAAAGGGGCUCUAGUACCAUGUUCUUGGAAACUUAUACAGUUGCCUGCUACAAAUAAAAAACAUUCUGAAUCUCCAAUCCUAGAAGCUGAAAAAAAAGAACCCAGCCUUUGUUUAAUCACAGCUCUGAACAGAAACCAGCUGUUUUUUUUCUUGCUGUCAAAUAUAACAACUGGUUUGAUUAACCUGAUGGUGGAUACGUUACACAGUAGUGCCUCCUGGACCUUAGUUGUGCUCGGUAUGUAUAUGUUUACCAACUGUUUGGUUAUAUAUGUCCUUGAUUUACAAGGUAAAACCGUAAAGUUUUGGUGAUGGAAUGGGUAGGCUGUAUAUAUUUGAACAGCAUUAUUUUAGGGAGGAGAGCAAAUGUGAAGGAGAUGUGCUCUUAGCAAUCCAGAUUUUAUCAUGAAGUUUCAAUCCUCUGACAGAAAUUAAACUCUACUUUUUUUGAGGAAGACUCCUGCCACUCUACUGGAUGUGUAAUACAUUUUGACAUUAUGUAAAACAAGCCAACAGAAGUGGUGGGUGGCUUGAAUCUCAGAGCAUGGGAGGCAGGGGCAGGCAGGUCUCUGUGUGUUCGAGGCCAACCUGAUAUAUAUGUUGAGUUUCAGGACAGCCAGGGCUAUGGAGAGAGACCCUCAGGG
Peromyscus maniculatus bairdii (prairie deer mouse) is the source of this 2286-nucleotide messenger RNA. It is a transcript of the gene Pigw, whose product is annotated as phosphatidylinositol glycan anchor biosynthesis class W. Gene Ontology annotation, biological process: protein localization to plasma membrane; GPI anchor biosynthetic process. Gene Ontology annotation, cellular component: membrane; endoplasmic reticulum. Lineage: Eukaryota; Metazoa; Chordata; Mammalia; Rodentia; Cricetidae. Gene Ontology annotation, molecular function: glucosaminyl-phosphatidylinositol O-acyltransferase activity. The record is from RefSeq and is a predicted model, not a curated record.